AUGGCUACGGCUCGCGGAUAUUGGACUGAGCAUGUGUCCAAGGAUGGCAGGCGCUACUUCUUCAAUCAACAGACGAAGAAGUCGCAAUGGGAGAAACCAGAUGAACUAAAAACUGAUAUAGAACGUAAAAUUGAAAGUGAUACGAACUGGAAACCGUUCGAGACGGCAGAAGGAAAGAUCUACUACUUCAACACCCAAACGCGUCAGAGUGUCUGGGAAAAACCGCCAGAAGUGCUUCAGAUAAUACGAGAGCAUGAACAACAGGAACUUUCUACCAAAGAAAACGCUAAGACGGCUUUCCUUAGGUGGUUAGAGGAAUUUAAUUUUACACAACGUACCAACUGGGACACCGCGGCACGACAACUUGAGUCCCAUGAAAGAUGGCAAAAGUUUGCGAUGCUAACAAAGGGGGAAAAGAAGCAGCUCUUCUCCGAAUUCACCAGCCAAACGCAGAGACGCAUACAGGAGGAAAUGCGACGCAAACGCGGCAUGAUAGGAGACCUUAUAAUUAACGAACUGGAUAAAUGGGAGGACCUCACACCGUACACUACCUAUGUGGAGUUUGCAAAACGGUGCAACAAACGAGAAUGGUGGUCCUGGGCUGACGAAAAGACAAGAGAUGCGCUUUUCCAGGAUUGCCUACUGCGCAUGGAGAGGGAUCUUAAGUGGCGAGAGCGCGAAAGGCGUAAACUGGCCAUGGAGAAAUUAGAAAAUGAAAUCGAGACGCUGGCGAAUGAAAAUUUGCCGCAGUGGUCCAAUGUCAAAAUGCAAUUCGCAGGUUUCCAAGGACUGCACCUUCUAGAAGUGCUCGAGUGCCACCGCGAUGCUUUUAAGCGUCUAUAUCGGCUUAGGGUAAAAGAGGCAGGAAAACGUGCAUAUAGAGCACAAAGAAAACGCAGGCAACGUUUUGUAUCCUUUCUAGAGGAUGCGGUAGGUAAAGGUGAGAUUAACGGCAGAACAACCUUCGAAGAGUUCAUAAAGGGACAUUCGACGGAGGCCAUAUACCUAGAUAUUGUUGGUCAACCUGGGUCAACACCAUACGACCUUUUCAAAGACGUUCAGAAACCUCUCAGGGACCAAUACAAAAGAGAACGGCAAAAGGUAAAAUCUCUGAUUUCACAGGGAAUUCUCGAUCGCAAUGCAACGCUGGAGGAAUAUGAGCGCAUAGCAAUGGAAAAGGGUGCCUGUAGUAAAUGUAACAUACCCCUUAUACACGAAAGCUUGCGACGUAGCACCAACAAGUCGCGCAAACCGCUGUCACAGAGUCCAGAGGAAGGAGAAAUACGUUACAGCUUAGAAACCGCAUCCAGCGACGAGUCGCCCAGGUCAUAUAGCAGAGCUGGAUAUCCCAAGCGCCGACGCCGCGACCGUUGA
Molecule: messenger RNA, 1374 nt
Organism: Babesia ovata
Lineage: Eukaryota; Apicomplexa; Aconoidasida; Piroplasmida; Babesiidae
Product: WW domain-containing protein, putative
Exons: 6
Coding region: 1-1374 (457 amino acids)
Biological process (GO): mRNA cis splicing, via spliceosome
Cellular component (GO): U1 snRNP; U2-type prespliceosome
Molecular function (GO): protein binding; RNA binding
Source: RefSeq, a predicted model, not a curated record